Molecule: messenger RNA, 2762 nt
Organism: Doryrhamphus excisus (bluestripe pipefish)
Lineage: Eukaryota; Metazoa; Chordata; Actinopteri; Syngnathiformes; Syngnathidae
Source: RefSeq, a predicted model, not a curated record
CUGUGGCCCUGCAGAGCUAACGCCAUCACGCUCGGUACCGGAGCUUGAAUAGCGACUUGGUGGCCACCAGAGCAUCAACCUUUAUUGCACUUCUAUCAUUCACUCUGGACUCCAGUGGAAUUAAACGCGACGGAUUAUUGACCGCACAUGAAGGGCAGGGCCUCUGUCUUGGUGCUACACAAAGCAAUGUGGAGGAAAUAAAGAUCCUGAUACGCCGAAAACCAGAGAUUGUAGAUAAUGGGCUGUGUGCAAUGCAAGGAUAAGGAAGCAACCAAACUGACAGACGACAGAGACACCAGCAUCUCCCAUGCAGCAGGGUACUGCUAUGGGGCGGACCCCACGCCACAGCACUACCCCAGCUUCGGGGUCACGUCCAUCCCCAACUACAACAACUUCCACACUCCUGUCGCCCAGGGGAUGACCGUAUUCGGUGGAGUCAGCGCUUCUCACACUGGAACGCUGCGGACCCGUGGUGGGACAGGGGUCACCCUCUUUGUGGCACUUUAUGACUACGAGGCACGGACGGAAGAUGACCUCAGCUUCAGAAAAGGGGAAAGGUUCCAGAUUAUCAACAGCACUGAAGGGGACUGGUGGGACGCACGCUCGCUCACCACCGGUGGCAGUGGUUAUAUUCCCAGUAAUUACGUGGCUCCAGUGGAUUCCAUCCAGGCUGAGGACUGGUACUUUGGUAAACUGGGCCGAAAGGAGGCCGAGAGACAGUUAUUGUCCACCGGGAACCCACGGGGUACUUACCUCAUACGGGAGAGUGAAACCACAAAGGGUGCCUUCUCCUUGUCCAUACGAGACUGGGACGAUGUGAAAGGCGACCACGUCAAACAUUACAAGAUCCGGAAACUGGACAGCGGAGGCUACUACAUCACCACCAGGGCUCAAUUUGACUCGCUACAGCAGCUGGUUCAGCACUACUCAGACCGAGCCGCCGGUCUCUGCUGUCGUUUGGUGGUUCCCUGCCACAAAGGGAUGCCCCGCCUCGCUGACCUGUCAGUCAAAACCAAAGACGUGUGGGAGAUCCCGCGGGAGUCACUGCAGCUGAUAAAGCGUCUCGGGAAUGGGCAGUUUGGGGAAGUGUGGAUGGAGUGUGUGGAUGGUUUGUGCUUUCAUUUAACGGGCGUGUGUGUCAACUCCAUCCCUGACACUGUGGGCUUGAGUCAUGACGCCUGGGAGGUCAGCAGAGACGCGCUUGAAUUGGAAUUAAAGCUGGGGACAGGAUGUUUUGCUGAGGUUUUUUACGGCACAUGGAACGGCACCACGAAAGUGGCGGUGAAGACUCUGAAACCUGGCACCAUGUCCCCUGAGUCCUUCCUGGAGGAGGCUCAGAUCAUGAAGAAACUCCGCCAUGACAAGCUGGUGCAGCUCUACGCUGUCGUGUCCGAAGAGCCCAUUUACAUUGUCACAGAGUACAUGGGCAAAGGAAGCUUACUGGACUUCUUGAAGGAUGGAGAAGGACGAGGGUUGAAACUGCCCAACCUCGUAGACAUGGCAGCUCAGGUGGCAGCAGGCAUGGCUUACAUCGAGAGGAUGAACUACAUCCACAGAGACCUUCGCUCCGCCAACAUCCUGGUCGGAGAUAACCUGGUAUGUAAGAUCGCUGACUUCGGCUUGGCCCGACUCAUCGAAGACAACGAAUACACGGCUCGGCAGGGUGCAAAGUUUCCCAUCAAGUGGACCGCCCCGGAGGCUGCGCUGUACGGGAAGUUCACCAUCAAGUCCGACGUUUGGUCCUUUGGCAUCUUGCUGACAGAGCUGGUCACCAAGGGUCGAGUGCCUUAUCCAGGCAUGAACAACCGCGAGGUUCUGGAGCAGGUGGAUCGAGGCUACAGGAUGCCGUGCCCCCAGGACUGCCCCAUUUCCCUGCAUGAGCUGAUGCUGCAGUGUUGGAAGAAAGACGCGGAGGAGCGACCCACGUUUGAGUACCUGCAGGCCUUCUUGGAGGAUUACUUCACAGCCACUGAGCCUCAGUACCAGCCCGGAGACAACCUCUGAAAUCUUCUCCUCUGCUUCUCAUGGGUCUCUCUGGUCUGGAGCUUGGACACCAUCUAUACUUCCUGGUCUUGCCUCACUUUUCUUGGGGGGAGGGGGGCAUCUGUAAAGCUUCCUGGGCUCAACCCGACCAUAUCAGUUCCUUGGUCUCAAAUAUACGUACUGGUGCAGGGAGGGGUGGCGUCUAAACUUGGUCCAUUGACAAGGAAAAACAUUGAGGGACCAAAAGUCAAUUCAUGCCAAUGAAAAUACACGCUGUGGGCCGGACUUUGGACACCCCUACCUUCUUGUACGUGAUGGUCAGAGUGCCAUACCUGUAGUCGGUGUUUUGUUUUUUUUUUUUUUAGCUUGUUUUAGUUUGCUUCUGUUCAAGACGACGAGGCAGUAGGUUUGUUAUUCCUACAGACUCUCACCGUCCUCCGUCAUAUUUUGUCUUCUCCCCGCCGUUUUCUUUCACUUUCACUUCUCAGAGCUCCAGUCGUCUUGACGCCGACUGCAAACUUGUAAGAUAUGGAGAAAUUGUUUUGCCCGGGGAAUGAAAGGAGCUACCAUACCUGCUGUAAUCCUAUUCUGGCCUCCGCUCAAAUAGACGCCUUAUUUUUCCAUGCAUUAAAUAGAAGCGGCCGGCGUGACGCAGUUACACGGUUACGCUUUUCAUUCCCCUUGGAAGUAACGGUCGACGUCAGCGGACAAUCGAUGGGCGUCGGCGUGUCGCUCCAGCGCAACACAAGCAUUUCUACAAAUAAAAGCCUCCUCUCAGA